CUUUCAAAGUGGCCUUCCCCCAGCAAGGCAUCCACUAUUAUGCUGGCCCCACACUGCCUGGUGGUGUAGUGAUGCGGGACCAAGUCAACGUGGUACGGCCACCUCAUCAGGCCCUCAGGAUGGCCGCACUGCUGGGUGACAAGGAAGCCACCUACCAGGUUGCCGUGAGUCAGGUCGUCAACAUGAGUGGCUGUGACCCCAUCCUGGAGAUGCCUCUGGACGGGUGUGACCUCCCCGACCUGACCACACCAGAAAAUGGAUACCUGUACUUUCAUUUCCACACCUGUCACACACCUGUGGUCUCUGCCCUGGCCUCCUCCACCACCAACACUGUGAAGGACCUGAGCGGCCUGCAGGUGGUGGGUGGCGACUCUCUCACCAUCACUGGAUCAGGCUUUGGUGACCUGGCCUGCCAGGUAGAGGUCAGUGUUGGUGAAGCAUCCUGUAGUGUGACCUCUGCUUCAGACACCUCUGUGACCUGCGAUCUGGACAACCUGGACAACCUGAGGUCGGGUGCAUACCUGCCCAUCACUGUCAAGGCAAUCAACAGGGGCAUAACAGUGACAGACAUCGCAGGGUACAGCAGUGAGGGCCGUGUGGUGGUGGUGCCGCAGGUGUCCUCCCUCAGUCCCCUGGAAGGCUCCCUGUGUGGCAGCACCCUGCUCACCAUCAGUGUAAGUGGUCUGCAAGGUCUGGUUGCCUCUCCUGUGGUGCUGGUGGGGGGCCAGACCUGUGUGGUGCAGAGUGUCUCCUCCACCACAGUCACCUGCCUCACUCCACCCUCCACCUCUGCCACCGUGGCCACCUUCACUCUGACUGUGGCCGGUGUGCAGAUGGACACCCUUACCUUCACCUACAGUGAGGCACUCACCCCUGUGGUCACCAGCAUGGCAGUGCAGGGCGAGGAAGUGACAUUGUCUGGCCACAACUUUGGCAGUGACAACACCAAGGUCACCAUCACUCUGGUGCAACAGUCGGUCCCCCGUGGCUGCCGAGAGGUGCCUCAGGAGGAAGAGAAGGAAGACUUGAUGGUGGAAGAAAGGGAAGGGUGGUGGUGGUGGUGCUGAAGGAUGAGGUUGAGGACUUCCUGGGUGUGGAGGCGGGUGAUGAGAUGGACCGCCUGGUGGAGACAGUGGCCGAGGAUGAGGAUAACGUGCUCAGUGGUAAGUACCUGCAUGGCCUGGGGCAGAAGGCGAGGCUGUCCCUGGUGGAUGUGCUGGAGGCCCCUCGGGGCUUCUGGGGUAGCUUCACCGGCACCGGGGCAGUCACCUUUGAGGAGACGGUGCAGCUGGGUGCCUGGCGCAUGGCUGGCAUUG
Scylla paramamosain (green mud crab) is the source of this 1316-nucleotide messenger RNA. Its product is annotated as fibrocystin-L-like. The transcript has 4 exons. NCBI's taxonomy places the organism in Eukaryota, Metazoa, Arthropoda, Malacostraca, Decapoda, Portunidae. The record is from RefSeq and is a predicted model, not a curated record. Bases 72 to 1067 code for a protein of 331 amino acids.